GAAUGAAGAAACCGGGCACAUCCUGCUGUCGCUGCCCACAUCGGAUAUUUUCGCUGUUCGAGAGCCCGAGGGACGCUGUUCGCUGAGAGGAGUCGACGUCAAGGCUGCUCCUCUGCCCCCAACAGCAUCACCGGUCCAGUGCACUCCUGAGGAGCCCACUGCUCUCUUAAGGCAUUUCUUCUCCUUCUCCGCUCGCUGUUCCCCCGACUCCAUCUCUGCUCCCAGGUAACCUGUGGAGAAACUCAGAGCCUCGGGGGCAGACACACUGACUCGGGGGCUUCAUGCAUCGGCUGUCAUUAGAGGCUCUGUAGGAAAAGCUCUGGCAGCCGGCCUUUGUUUGGCGUUUCAUUUGCCGUCAGGAUCGGCUUCUUAUCUUCUGCACAGCUGGAUUUUCACAUACCUAAAGCUGCCACCACCUAAGAUCAACGUCCUCCAGCCACUGAAGAAGUCAUGCUUAUGUGGCCCUCUCAUGGCCGUAGCGCGACCACCACCACCACCCUCCUCCAGUCACAGCUGAUGUUCGUCCUGGCCCUGACUGUGCUGCUCUGCCCCUUGGGCUUAGUGACAGUUCAGGGGGAGAGUCAGACGCAGUCUCCUACCCAGGUGCUCCAGGAGCUGCUGGCCCGCUAUGGCGACAACAGCACCAUCACGGUGCCCCAGCUGCGGUCUCUGUUGGCCCUCCUCAGCCAGGGUCAGGGUGAAGGUGACAGCGGCAGCAGCGGCAGCAGCAACGUGGCUGAGACAGCAACAAGCACACCGCCCAAAGCCAACAGCUCCAAGUGCUUGCCUGCGGACACAUUGGCCAUUUACAGCAUUAGCGAGCAGUCGAAGCUGGAUGGGCAGGGUUUGCAGGAGCUUUGCCCCACCAUGCUGCAGCAGCUGGAUGCUGGUACCUGCAGGGAGCAAAAAGGGGAGAUGCUGAGCAGUGACAACUCCCCCAGGCCCUCGGACGCUGAAGUGUGGGGUUAUGGGAUCCUGUGUGUGACACUGAUCUCUCUGUGUUCGCUCGUCGGGGCGAGCGUGGUGCCCUUCAUGAAGAAAACCUUUUACAAGCGACUGCUUCUCUACUUCAUAGCCCUGGCCAUUGGCACGCUGUACUCCAACGCCUUGUUUCAGCUCAUCCCAGAGGCCUUUGGGUUUGACCCCAUGGUGGACUUCUACGUCUCCAAGUCUGCAGUGGUGUUUGGGGGUUUUUACCUCUUCUUCUUCACUGAAAAGGUCCUCAAAGUGCUUCUCAAGCAGAAACAUGGGAGCCGCGGCCACAGUCACUACCCCGACACAGACCAUUACGCGACGCACGACAGAGAUUUGGAGGAGGGCGAGAAGGAGAAGCUGCAGCAGAACGGAGAGGCCAGCAGUCUGGCUCUGGGCAAGGUGGACGCAGGGGAGGGGGAGCUCAUGCUCAGCCCUGCACAGACACCACAGGACUCUCAGAGCCCCGACAGCGGGGGGCGGUCCGGAAGCAGUGGAGGUGGCUGCUAUUGGCUGAAGGGGACGGCCUAUUCUGACAUCGGCACGCUGGCCUGGAUGAUCACGCUCAGUGACGGUCUGCACAACUUUAUAGACGGCUUGGCCAUCGGCGCCUCCUUCACCGCCUCCGUCUUCCAGGGCAUCAGCACCUCCGUGGCCAUCCUGUGUGAGGAGUUCCCCCAUGAGCUGGGAGACUUUGUGAUCCUGCUGAACGCCGGCAUGAGCAUACAGCAGGCUCUGUUCUUCAACUUCCUGUCGGCCUGCUGCUGUUACCUGGGCAUGGGCUUUGGCAUUCUGGCUGGCAACAGCUUCUCCCCCAACUGGAUCUUCGCCCUGGCGGGAGGAAUGUUCCUCUACAUCGCUCUGGCAGACAUGUUCCCAGAGAUGAAUGAGGUGAGCCGUGAGGAAGAGGAUGCGGGCGGCAGCAGCUUCCUCCUCACCUUCGCCAUCCAGAACGCCGGCCUGCUGACGGGCUUCUCCAUCAUGCUCCUCCUCACCACCUACUCUGGACAGAUACAGAUGGGCUAGCACCAGACUCCUCUGGACCAACACCAGCUGGUUUGGCCCCAAGAGGAAGGAGGGAGGGAGGUCGAAACUUUCUUUCUCUUUAUCUUCCUUCCUUCUUAUGUUUUCGGGACCCUGGAGUUUGGGAAGUUUGGCCGUGCGGCAGGUACGCACGCUUCCUCUAUAGAAAAUAUUUGAGUCGCUGUUCUUGUGCAGUUCCUACAUGCAGUAGAUCCCAGACAGGGGGCGUGGGGGGGGGGGCUCUUUCUCCAACGUUUCCCUGACAGCUGCUCCCUCUAACAGUCUGGACACAUCGACUGAAGCGGCGUUCAGCUGAACAUGAACUGACGUGCAAUACUCAAACUGUUCUCUGUUCCCCCAGACUACUGAUCUGCCAUUUUGGCUCCUGCUCUUAUUCUCUCUCUCCUCUCUACCUUCCCUCAGUCGAUGUCAUUGAGCCUCAACCAGAGCCUGUUGAGAUUCAUUAGAUGCAGAGUGUUAUAUCACUUAUCCUCUGUGCCCACAACAUUUCCUCAGGAGGUGGGAAAAAGCACAAUCAGGUAACAGCAGCUGUAUUAUCGACAUCCGUGAGUCUUUAUCCUUCUGUUCCAGACUUUUAAGCCCCACCUUUUUUUCAUUCCAUACCAAAAACAAAUAAUUACUGACCUGAACUGGAAUUUUAAUGAAAUGUCGAUAUCAAACGGACUUCCGGCUGGACUUUGUUGUUUGUGCGUUGAUGUUAUAUUUUUUUACACAUGGAAAAACGUGAAAAAGGAUCAGACUCUUUUGACGACCAAAUAUGGGCAGACCAUUGAGAAUGGUGAAGGGCUACACAGUGACGUGUGGAAGGGCACACUUCAUCCUCCUCAGUAUGAACUCGUCUGCAUCCUCGACAUGCGGCUGGAAAGUCCUAAUGAAGUGACAUAAAAUCCAGUUUGUCUGAUUUUAGUGGCUUAAUCCGGAUCUGACGCAACAACACCCAGCAUCCACAGCAGCAUUUCUCCAUAGUUAACCAUUGGUGCCCUUAGUGUUGAAUAGUUAUAGCUUUUUUUUUUUUUUUUUCAUUCCUUGUAUUCUUGAGCUCUGGUUUCAGCGUAUCCCAUAGACUAUUUUUCCCCCAAAUUAUCUAUUCUUUUACAGUCUAGUCAUAGUUUUAAGAGAAUAUCAUCAGCUGAAUCAUACAAACACGCACACUUUGCCCUCUGGUCUGGUCUGUGAUCUUAUCCAUAUUAAUCAUCCAUAGUAAUGACAGAAAAAUAUGCUUAUAUAUUGUAUGUAUUUAGUUAGUUUGUUAUGACAAACAUCUAAUUCUAAGUUACGCUCUAUGGCCAAAAGUAUGUAGACACAUUUUUUUUGUACUUUUUUUUUUUUACCUCUUAUGUCUUAUUACAUUCAAAUCAAAUAAUCAGCUGUUUUAUAUAUAUAUAUAUACACACACACACAUAUAUACAUAUACAUAUCCAGUGAUCUUUGGGCUCGAUAUUUCGAAUACUGAAAUAUCUUUUUUAAACAAAAAUGCCAAAAACUCACCGGUCCGUGCGUCUCACAUGUCAGGAUUUGGAAAAUUUGUGAUGGAAUGUUUUGGGGUUUUCUUUCUAUUUUCUAUCAGAUAAAUAAGAAAAUAUCUGAUAGAUUCAUCCAUAACGAAAAUACUUGUUAGUUGCAGCCCUAGAAAUCUUGCCUCUGUGUCUACAGUACACAGUAUGUUUGAAAGCAGUGAGUCACCAAGUUUGUGGUAACAGUUUAUGGAAGGUCUUUUCCCGGGUUUCACAUGACAGUGCCCCACAAAGCCAGAUCCACGAACCUCACCAACGCUCCUGUGGCUGAGUGGGAACAAAGACCUGCAGCCAGGUUCCAGGAAUCUGGUGGAAAGCCUGAAGCCAGAGAAGUUGGGGCUGAUAAAGCAGCAAAUGAACGCUAAUGAUUUGGAAUAAGAUGUUCAGCAAUGACAUAUGGAUACAGUGUUUGGGUGUCCACAUACCUUUGGCCAUGUAGUGUAAUUUAAAUCUGAGGGGGACCAGUGAAAAACACUCUGUGAGUUAUUGGUGUUUGUCAUAUCUCUGUAAUUUGACUGGUUUCACCUCAACAUUAGUAUUGUUAGGGAUGACACAGUUAGGGGUGACGCAGCCAUUCACACAAUAGCAGCAUCAUAGUUUGUGUUACUGUGUACACUAUGGAUCAGUGUGUUUCGGUGGGUCACUGCGGAUCCACAUUUACUGAUAUCUCACAGCUCGAUUGCACAGCUUUUCUACUGUACAAUAAUCAAAAUUCAACACAGAAUAAGUCGUCCGUUACCAGAAGCUACAUAUGUUUCCUUAUAUUCAACGUGACCAUAGAUUAGAGCUGUAGAAUAUUAUUUAUUAGAGAUAGAAACUGGAAGACAUGAUUGGCUGUUACAUUGUACAGGCCUACUAAAAAAAAAAAAAAAAACAAACAAAAAAAGAAA
Toxotes jaculatrix (banded archerfish) is the source of this 4420-nucleotide messenger RNA. RefSeq names its product solute carrier family 39 member 14 (gene slc39a14). Gene Ontology annotation, molecular function: zinc ion transmembrane transporter activity. The transcript is spliced from 11 exons. Gene Ontology annotation, biological process: zinc ion import across plasma membrane; intracellular zinc ion homeostasis. Lineage: Eukaryota; Metazoa; Chordata; Actinopteri; Toxotidae. Bases 451 to 1998 code for a protein of 515 amino acids. The record is from RefSeq and is a predicted model, not a curated record. Gene Ontology annotation, cellular component: membrane.